UCACAUGAAUGUGUCAUCCUAUUAAAUCACUAAGUUCUGUCUUUUACGUCAUUCACAAAGUAUUGGAAUCUCAAGCAUGUAAUUCUUGUAAUUAUAACAUACAAUUUAUGAAUAAACAUUCCUUUUUGAAAUGAAAUGGAGAGGCCAAAUGUUAAAGAGUCCCCCGGAUGUGCAGGCUGCUUGAAUGAUAUCGGUGACGAUGACUACGUGUCCGCACUCAACCAAGACUGGCAUAAAGACUGUUUUCGGUGUUCAGUUUGCGAUGCCCUGCUAUCAACGUGGUACUUCGAGAAGGCGGGCCUGCUGUUUUGUCAGACUGACUACUGGGCGCGGUAUGGAGAGAGCUGCCAACAAUGUGCACAGGUGAUAACGGGUCCGGUGAUGGCGGCGGGCGAGCACCGCUUCCACCCGGAGUGCUUCGCGUGCGUGGCGUGCGGCGCGCACAUCGAGGACGGGGAGCCCUACGCGCUGCUCGAGCGCUCCAACUUGUACUGUGGCGCUUGCUACGGUAGUACGGUGCGGUCAGUGUCCCACUCUAUUCGUGUAGUGGAAGUACCUCCCUCUUCCGUCCGGGUCGCACACACCCCGCCCGCCACCAUCACUGUCAAAGACGGUCGCUGCGGCGGCAAGCUGUCGGCGGCCGCGCGAGCCAUACUGCGCGCCGUACUCUCCGUCUGCAUACAACUCACAUGCCAUAGAAUCGACUCGUCAUGUGGUGUGUUGACGCUACACAUAGGAGACCGGAUCCUCGAGAUUAACGGCACUCCCGUGAGGAACCGACCUCUGGAUGAGAUCGAGAGGGCGCUGGGACGACCUGACACUGUUAUACAGCUAACAAUAGAACACACAGCAGACACGAAACGCACACAGACAAACACACAAACACAGACACACACACACUCACACAUCGUUGAGAAAAGGACACAAGACAGACAAACCGACAAACAAACAAACGCCAAAGAAGACUGCAAGCAAAGACAAUCCAUAGAGGUAGAGAAGAAGGAAGAGGGAAAGAAAGAGAGGUUGUUUAAGAGGAAGGGGGGAGAGGAUGCGGGGAGAUGGAUACACAAGAGGAGACAGACUCCGUCCUCUCCACUGCUGGGAGACAAGGAGAAGAGUAGCAGCAUGUCCAAGCUGUUGGAUGCUGUGGACGGCGACGAGCCGAGUGGAGUACUGAACGACCUGGCGCGGGCGCGCUCGUUCCGCGCCGAGCCCGAGCCCGGGCAGAAAGUGUUCCGGGCCAGCGACCUAUUGCAGGGCGAGCUCCUGGGCUCCGGUUUCUUCGGCGAGGUGUACAAGGUGACCCACCGCGACACCAACGAGGUCAUGGUCCUCAAACAGCUCUACCGGGUCGACGAGGACGCGCAGAGGAACUUCCUCAAGGAGGUGGCAGUGCUCCGUUCCCUGAAGCACCGCAACGUGCUGCGGUUCGUGGGCGUCCUGUACAAGGACAAGCGUCUGCAUCUCGUCACCGAGUACGUGCCCGGCGGGACGCUCUACCAACUGCUGCAGGACAGUACAGUCCCUUUGAGCUGGGAGCUGCGCGGGCGCCUGGCGCGGGACGUGGCGGCCGGGCUCGGGUACCUACAUCGCAGGAACGUCAUACACAGGGACCUCAACUCGCACAACUGUCUCGUCCGGGAGGACAAGACGGUGAUAGUGGCGGACUUCGGUCUGGCCCGCAUCGUGCAGCGCACGGCCAACACGGGCAGCCCGGGGGCGCCGCCCCGCACCGGGACGCUAAGGCGGAAGCGGUACACGGUGGUGGGCAACCCGUACUGGAUGGCGCCGGAGAUGAUGAACGGCAACGUGUAUGAUGAGAAGGUGGACGUGUUCUCCUUCGGGAUCAUACUCUGUGAGAUAAUAGGCCGUGUAUCGGCGGACCCGGACUUCCUGCCGCGCCGCUCGGACUUCGGCCUGAACGAGCCGCUGUUCAUCGACAAGUUCUGCCGCGGCGCGCACUGCCCCGAGCCCUUCUACCGGAUCGCCUUCCUGGCCUGCCAUCUAGAUCCGGAUAUCAGGCCACCAUUCGACAUACUAGAGGAGUGGCUGGAGACACUGGUCUCUGAGCUGGCCACUGAACGGCCUGAACCGUCGGAACUAUUGCAGCGGGUGGUACAGUACGCCAGCAGUACUGCCGCACUCGCCGCCACCGAUACCACUCUACUCAGUAAGGACAGCUGUAAGACGCUCAGUAAAGCAGACAGCGGAGACCACAACGUACCUGAUGUAGGAGUCUUAAAGUCGACGUCGACGGCAGCCCUGGUGGUCCCGGAGCGCGGGUGGCGGCUGGGCAAGUGUGUGUCGGCGUCGCACAUCGCGGGCGCUGCGGGCGCUGCGCCCCCCGCGGGCCGGGCCACUGGAGCCCCGCUGUGUCGCAGCCACUGCUCGCUGCACACCGCCGGGUACAUCCUGCACGCCACCGGGAACACCAUCAACAUCACCAAGGUGGACGACAUCACCAAGUGGUUGGACCCGCCACCCCUGAAGCGAACCUCCCCCGACGCCCACCUGAACAGGCUGCAGGAACACAAGGCGCGGAAGGUGGAGCCACCAGACCACUACCACGAACACCUGCCCGCCUUCCUCCGCAACCAGUCCGUCGAGGAACUCGAGUCCCACUACAAACUCGAGGUAAACCCACCACUACCAUUCUGCAGGCACAUCAGUAUCCCCAACAGCACCACUGUCCCCAACACCGAGGACUCCGACUCCUCAGACGAUGAUGACCAGAUCAGCACCUGGGAACGUAACGUCAAGAUCUUCGACCAAAUGGAGGUGGACCCCAAGAACGUCAUCGCCAACCUCGUGAAGAAAGGGGAGAACUUACUGUCUAAGAAGGCGAGCUAUGACGUCACUGAUGUCGUACUCCGGAACCCUGAGCUCAUGACUCAUGAACGGAAGAUACCUGAAGUAGACUGCAGAAGGUACAAUAUUGACUACCUGACCAAAAACCCAAUCAUGGCGCAGGGAGUCAAGAACAUAUCUAAGGCGGUAGAGAAAGACAAGCCUCAAGAGAAGUCAGGGUUCUUCCCUAAGAAGCUGCUGUCACCGAAGUUCAGCAGACUGUUCAAACCGAACACCACCGAGGUGGUGCGGACCAAGGACACGGAGGACAAGGACAAGUCCAGGAGCAAGUUCUUCGUGCAGAGACCUGCGUCUCCCAGCAACAUUGGCAGGUCGCAUAGGAUCAGACCGUCAGACUCGGACAAACCGAUGCUGAACAAAGACGUGCUAAAGUCCGACAUCAAACUAGCCAGCAUGGGCAAGCCAAUGACCCCGAUAUUCCGACGACAUUUGGGAGAAAAACCAGACUUCGCGGACGGCAGGUUCAGUUACAGAGACAGGAGAUCGAAGCCGAGCGAAGACUCCAAGUUCAUAGAGCUAGGACGCAAUAGGAUUAAGGCCCCACUUAGUACGCUAGAAGGCACGAAACUGACGCCAUUGAUACGUAGUUCCCAUAUCAAUAACAUUGCGGCGUUGACAACGGUGCCCGAGAAGAAAGUUGUGGACAAAAAGAAAUGUGAUGACUUGCCCAAGCGCAGGGAGCCUGGGAUUUCGCGCAGUAACUACGUCAGUCUUGCCAACCUCAAGAUCAAUGGGAAGGGCAAGGAUGUGGACGACAAGUGUAGACAGAGAGACAAUGAGGACUCCCCCGUGGAGCGAGUUAUGUAGUUGUGUCGACCGAUUGUGACGGCGUGAUUGAUAGUUACUUGUGAUGCGGGCUUCGAGCUGGCGAUGGUAAUGACUUUUAUUUAAGGGUUCUUUAAAAACUAUAAUUUCUUGCGAGUGCGUUGCUGAUUAUGUACGUUGGCAACACUCUCGAAAUACCUCUAGUGUUGCAAGUGUACUAAAGCUACAGUACCCGCCUUGUCUUCAGCCCAAACACUACCUUCGUUUCUUAUGACAGUAGGCAACAAAAUGGCCUUCUUUCAUAGAAUAUUUUCACAAAAACUUAAAGUUUAUUAUAAAAGUCAUUACCACAAGUACGGCUCGAAGUCCAGCAUCGAAUACUUGACAAAUCUUGCCCCAGUUACUAGUUAUACAGUUGUUAUAAUUGUUGAAUCGUUGUACUUACGGACGCUGUUCUAUACGACUUUUGUGAUCGCUUCAGUGCCGUGUUUUGUCGGUACGCAUCGCUUCUUUCCACUUUGUUGUACUUGGACGAUUCGUGUAAAGCUUGUAUUUAGAAUAGGGAUGAUGUCUUAGUCAAAUUCAAGUCGUUUUUUUAUUGUUAAACAUUUGCAAAACUGGCUGAGCAACUGGUUACCGUGAAUGAUUCCUGCAUGGACCACUCGUUGUGUGAUCAACAAAUUGUUGUUACGGGUAUGAGUGUGAUGUGUAUUCGAACGAAUUAAACGCACCCAUGACGAAUCAAAAAACCCUAGUAUGGGGCAACUUUUAUAAAAAAGAAAAUAAUUUCUGGAUACAACGUCAUUUAAUAUACAUAUUUCUUUAAAAUUUGAUAUAAACUAAGCUUAAAAUUAAAUAAAUGACAGUAUCAUAAUAUUGUUGGCUAAGUCGUCAUCUCUAUUUAUAAAAUGGUUGGAAACUGCCCAUUCGUGGCAGUGCCUUCUAAUAAGACUGUCUUAUAGGAGCUAUAUUUUGGUAAUGUAAGCAAAGUAUACGUAAAGGGUCCUCUUCAAAUUAUCAAGAUGUCAGCUUGUAAAAAACAAAAUGAAUAGUUAGAAACAUUUUUAACUAAUAUUGUCGAAAAUUAUAACAUGACAUACUAAACAAUUUUUUUUUAUUCUACUAAAUUAUAAAGAUUUUGCUUACAUUAUCAAAAAAUGAAAUAAAAAUACAUACAAUUUUGUAUUACAAUAUUGAACGCCCAUUCCAUUUGAUAUUCAGAAUAUUUGUGUACUCACGCUUUUAUAUUCCAUGACCAUUUUAUAUAAGGAAAGUUAUAUACGUAAUUAUAAUGUUUAUGUUUCUUAAAGUUCUUUUUUAAAUCAGCUUUUGAUACAGUUUCUCAAGAUUUAUGAUGUUCUCCAACCAAAUGUAAAGAGAUUUUGGUAAUUACUGAUAUUGUACGUCAAUUAGUGGAAAUUAUUGAAUUUUCCUAAUAUAUGACUAUGUAUAUAGUAUGUUAUACUACUAUUAUGAUAUUAUUUUGCGAAGAGUUAUCCAUAAAUUACAUCACGACAAAGUUAAAGUAAGAGAAUGAGUGAUAUAUGAAACUAUGGUAUGUUAUGUUACUUUUAUAAACCGUGGGUAUUUAAUAUACAUCUAUAAGUGAUAGGGUUGACAUUAAGAUUAUAAACAGCGCGAAAGAAUAACAAAAUAUUAAGUAAUGUAUGGUGAAGACCGGUCGCAAUUGAGGACUUCUAUGGACGUCUUCUGCCCUCAAUAAGGGAAAUAGGACAUUAAUGGUCAAAUACUCAAACGUCACUCAAUUUGAAGAAGCUCUCAACUGUAGUUCUGUCACUACAAAUUCUUUGUAAAUGACAGAGAUAGCACGAUAUUUCAAUACAACUUAAAUUUGAUUAGCGUUUCAGUAUUCGAGCGUAAGUCAAGUAAUUUAUGGACAACUCAAAAAUUGCUUAUACCUUCCCGAAUUUACUAUGUAUAUUGUAUAGUAUUUGCUAUAUUGAACUUUAUUCCCUAUUCUAUAAGGUGCUUUGUUUAAUGUGUUGCUUAUGAAAUCAAAGUUUUGAAAUUAAAACUUAAAUUAUUCUUAAAUUGGAUCAGUAUUCGCUUGAACGUUCAGAGUCAAAAUGGACUCUAGCUUAGAGUCUUUAAGAUUCAAAUUGCAACGCAGUUAGCUUCACGCAUUUGUUAUAGUGUUAACAGUUAUAUGGAAAUAUACACAAGUUGUUUUCUAUACAUAUACGUAUGUAGUAGUUAUAUUUGUAACGUUUUUAUAUUGUAGACAAAAUAUUACGAUUAUUUCAAAUUUAUAGGGAAUGAAUAGGUUAUGUAAAGAGUUGUUUCAAACAAAUUUUGGAAAGAUUUUAAUUUUGGGUCGAUUAGUAAAAUAUAAUUGAGUUUAAACUUACAUCUGUUAUGUUAUAGAGCUCCACAAAAUAAUAAUAUUCAGUAAAAUCUUUUUAAGAUUCAGUGCCAAUGUAAAGGAUAAAGAUUUUGAAAUUAAUAUUAAUAAUUACUCAAUAAUUUCUCCAUACAUUCUCCAUAAUUUCUCCAUACCUUUAUAAAAAAUUGAUGGCAAAAAUGUCCCAAUAAAUUCUGUCCAAUUAUAAAAGAAGUUAGUUACAUCAAAGUUUUGACAAAUAAUUAUUAUUCUUAUACUUAAACUGUGCCAUUUAUAUUUGUUAAUGGAAAUUUCAAUGUUUAUAGUCGACAAUAUAAAGGUGAUUCGUUUGUACUGUCAUAGGUACAACACUUCAUGUAAAUUAAUUAAAACACACAACUUACUCACGUAAACUAUUUGAAAAACGCUCGACUAGUUUCGAGUCAAACCGGGACCCUUAAUCAUAAGCAGCGUGCAGAAAGUUAACGUGAGUAGAAUAAGUCGUAUGUUUUAAUUCUUUUUUUUAGAAUGUCUCUUUUAACUACAUGAAAAAAAAUAAAGCCACGACAUUAGCGUUAAAUUAUUUGACAAUAUAGUAACUAUAUUAAUUUAUUAACAUUUUAGUUUUAAUACUUAUUUGUAAGCUUAAGUUUUAUUUCUUAGAUUUUGUUCGUGAAGUCUGAUUUGUAGUGACACAGGGUGCCAUUUUAUAUGUAACGCAUUGUUAAAUAAUGCUGUGAUUGGACGGGCGAGGUCUUUUAUUGUUUUAAAAGCAUAACUACACCUUUGCCUAUCCUAUUGCGGAGUGAAAGGUGUAAAGUUUAUGUUUAUGUAGGAACACAAAUGUUUGUUUUCGUCAAAAUUUGGUUUUCAUUGUAUCUACUUUGUCAACUAGUGUGUUACCAGUAUUAAAAUAUCACACACGAUUAUUUUACCCUGGCAAUACAAAUUCGCGAGUUUCAAUCACAGCAUUGUCUAUGAAUUAACUUGAAUCUGAAGUAAAAAAAGUCUCAUUUUUAUUUUUAUUUUAUGUUUAUUUACUGUGAACGUCCGAUGUUAGAUCGAGCUCAUGUUUACCUUAUCUGUGAUACAUUAUGUUUGUAAACGCCGCAAUAACAAAGUAUUAUAGGUGUCUUUAGAUUUUAUUCACAAUUUUUUUAUUCUUACUUUUAUUAUAAAAAGAAAUUGAACGCCAUACUUGCUUCUUAUUACUUUAGGAUUAUUUUAAAUAGUUUCUUGUGGUCGUGGGAAGUGAUUGGCGUUCGAUGUAUAAAGAUUAUUAUAAUAUUUUUAUUUAACACAUUAACUGACGUAACAUCGAGUAUUCCGUCUCCUGCAUUCCAUGCGGUUUUGUAAAUUUUCUUUUGUAUCUGUUUCUAAGUACAAAUGAAUAAAGGAUUAUAUUCAGA
Messenger RNA from Spodoptera frugiperda (fall armyworm), 7383 nucleotides. It is a transcript of the gene LIMK1, whose product is annotated as LIM domain kinase 1. Lineage: Eukaryota; Metazoa; Arthropoda; Insecta; Lepidoptera; Noctuidae. Gene Ontology annotation, biological process: actin cytoskeleton organization; protein phosphorylation. Bases 136 to 3675 code for a protein of 1179 amino acids. Gene Ontology annotation, molecular function: protein serine/threonine kinase activity; protein binding; ATP binding. The transcript has 19 exons. Gene Ontology annotation, cellular component: cytoplasm; nucleus. The record is from RefSeq and is a predicted model, not a curated record.